AGGCUCGGGCCUAUUCUCGCAAAAGUGCCUUCUGUCCCAACAAAAUAUCUUACGCAGCAUAUGCCAAACUGAAAAGGAAUUUAUAAAAUCAAAACCAGAGGAUUAGGAAGCACUCGGGUCCUCCUCAAAUCUCCAAACCCUGCGCAUUUAUAUUGUACUUGCAGAAUCUCUGCCCCUCUCUCUCUCUCUCCUCUCUCCUCUCUCCUCUCUCUCCACAACCACAGCCACAGCCAAUUGCCACAACACCAAAUGCUUACCUUGAAUAUCAGUUGUCCUUCUUCCCCUGUCACUUUCUCCAAAUCCCGCCGUCAAGUCCCCUCUAUUAAUGCCCCCUCCUCCCCCUCCCCCUCCUCCUCUUCACUUCUCACUCGAAUCCAAACGCACUCAUAUCCUCUGCACCAAAAACUCACCUCUCUUAGACCCCAAACAUCCCCCAAAUUCUCCAAAUUCUCAAGCUUUACCAGAAUCUAUGGCUACCCAUUUGGAAUUUCUUCAAAAGAAACAAAACCCAUGGGCCAGAUUCGAGAUUCGAGCUCAAAGAUCAGCCAUUUGAGCGAAGCCUUUGAAUUCCCAUCUGGGUUUGGGAGAAAACCCAGGUCCCAAAUCCCAAAAGCUGCUUCUGAAUCCAAUACAGGAAGAGAAACUGAAGCUACAGUCUCAAAGCCCAAGGCCACCACCGCCCAGCUCGCGCUUAUUUUUGGGCUAUGGUACUUCCAGAACAUUGUCUUCAACGUCUACAACAAGAAGGUACUGAAUGUCUUUCCAUAUCCAUGGCUUCUCGGAUCUUUUCAGCUCUUUGCUGGGUCUGUUUGGAUGUUCAUUCUUUGGUCUUUGAAGCUCCAACCCCGCCCGAAAAUUUCUAAACCCUUCUUUGUUGCACUCCUUGGACCUGCAUUGUUCCACACUAUAGGCCACAUUUCAGCAUGUGUCUCGUUCUCUAAGGUGGCGGUUUCUUUCACCCACGUAAUCAAAUCGUCGGAGCCUGUUUUUUCAGUAAUGUUUUCGUCGUUCCUAGGCGAUUCGUACCCUUUACAGGUCUGGCUUUCAAUCCUCCCUAUUGUUAUGGGUUGUGCUCUUGCUGCUAUUACUGAGGUGUCAUUCAAUGUGCAAGGCCUUUGGGGUGCUUUGAUUAGCAAUGUCGGGUUCGUGUUGAGGAACAUUUACUCGAAACGUAGUUUACAGAACUUCAAGGAAGUAGAUGGGUUGAACUUGUAUGGUUGGAUCAGUAUAAUUUCGUUCUUCUAUCUGUUUCCCGCCGCUAUUUUCCUUGAAGGGUCUCAAUGGGUUCAAGGAUAUCACAAAGCUCUUGCAGCUGUAGGAAAACCAUCCACAUUGUACCUAUGGGUGUUGCUAUCUGGAGUGUUUUACCAUCUCUAUAACCAAUCAUCGUAUCAAGCUCUUGAUGAAAUUAGCCCCUUGACCUUUUCAGUAGGAAACACAAUGAAGAGAGUGGUGGUAAUUAUAUCGACUGUGUUGGUGUUCAGAAAUCCAGUUAGACCUCUUAAUGCACUUGGAUCCGCCGUUGCAAUAUUUGGGACUUUCUUGUAUUCGCAGGCUACAGCUAAAAAGAAAAAGGGAGGUGAAAGGAAGGAUUGAAUAUAAUUUUUACUUGGUCUGCUUUAGGUGUCUUAUUUUUUGGCCUGGUAAAAUUUGUGAUUUUGCUUUGGUUUGUUCUACAGCUAUCAAGUUUUAAUAAUGGCUCAGGUUUCAUAUCAUCGUUUCUUCCCCCUUGAAUUUAAGCUUGCGUCCGUGUGUGUUACCGAUGAAUGUAUGCUAGGAUUGAUGAGGCCUUUAUUCUACCUGUUCACUUGUUACCUGAUUCGAAUGAUUUAGUUUUGAUGUUUAUUUGAGCCUAGAGACCUAGGAAGUUGAGUGCA
This is a messenger RNA of Malus domestica (apple), 1877 nucleotides long. Its product is annotated as xylulose 5-phosphate/phosphate translocator, chloroplastic-like. Gene Ontology annotation, cellular component: membrane; Golgi apparatus. Gene Ontology annotation, biological process: transmembrane transport. Lineage: Eukaryota; Viridiplantae; Streptophyta; Magnoliopsida; Rosales; Rosaceae. Gene Ontology annotation, molecular function: antiporter activity; phosphoglycerate transmembrane transporter activity; triose-phosphate transmembrane transporter activity. The record is from RefSeq and is a predicted model, not a curated record.